Molecule: messenger RNA, 1271 nt
Organism: Brachypodium distachyon (stiff brome)
Lineage: Eukaryota; Viridiplantae; Streptophyta; Magnoliopsida; Poales; Poaceae
Product: BURP domain-containing protein 10
Exons: 3
Coding region: 189-1109 (306 amino acids)
Source: RefSeq, a predicted model, not a curated record
UCAGUGAUCCUAUUCUGAUUCGAAGAAGCAAAUUAACAAUUAAUUAUUUCAGGGUCCGCACGCUAUAUAUGGAUCGUCGCAUCGGAAACGUCUGUAGUGUGCUCGUUCUAGCCUAUAAAUAGGGGUACAUACAUUCGCCGGUAGGCAAUUAAUCAGCAAGGGCGCCACAAAAGCUUGUAGGUGCGAAUAUGAGUCCCAUGUUGUCAGCCACCAUCUUCUCCUUCCUCCUGGUUAUGGCUGUUGGGGCAAGCGGCGAAGGGGCAAUAGUCUCAGACUCGGCAACUGCUACUGCUUAUUGGCAGACAAUGCUUCCCAACACUCCCAUGCCACCAGCCAUACUCGAGCUUCUGCCACACAAUUCUGCCGUUGGGAAUGACGGAGAGAGCCAUGGUGACGUUACCGUGGCAUUCUUUCUGGAGGAAGCCCUUACACCAGGAUCCACCGUCACUCCCAACAUCCCACCGAUGUCUACCUCGGGUGCUCUCUUGCUACGACGACGCGACGCUGCCGCCUCCAUCCCUAUGUCCACAGAAAACUUCACGGACGUCAUGAAAAUGUUGGCACCGGUGUCCCGCACCAUGGCCAACGACAUAUGGUCGACGCUCGACAUUUGCGAGAACUUACUCCCUGUCAAGGGCGAGAAGAAGACAUGUGUCACCUCAUUGGAAUCGAUGGUGGAAUACGUCGCGUCCAUUCUCACCACCGGGGGUGACACGCGAAACCUCCGGUCCUUCUCCUCCCCCGACGUGCCCAUGGAGGGUGUCGUGUCGUCGGGGAGAAAUAAGUACAAGGUGUCGGCAUCUCGGAGGGCCACGGAGCUUAGCGAGAGCGCGACGUGCCACGGCAUGAGGUUCCCGUACCCGGUGUUCAUGUGCCACGCACUGAACCCCACCAGGGUUUACACGGUGACGCUGGAGAAGAAGGAGGUCGACGUCGGUGGAGGACCGGAGAGGAUGGAGGUUCUCGCCGUGUGCCACCUCGACACGUCGGGCUUCGAGCCCGAGGAGAUGCCGGCGCAUGUCAAGCCCGGCGACGCCCCGGUCUGCCAUUUCAUCGCCAGGGACGGCAUCAUCUGGGCUCCUGCGACGCCUUCCGUUCCUGCAGCUUGAUGAUUUCGCGUGCAUGCUUGCAGAUGCAGUAGCCAUGCGGUUGAUCUGUUACUGUACGUGUUUUGCUUUGGGAUUUCAGUAAAACUGUAUUGUAAGUUACUCCACCGUCUAAAUAAAACUCCCGAUCGAACUAGUACUAGUAUUAAACUAGUAUUUUAUUUU